UAUUAUAUACGCUGAUUUGUAACAAAUAAUAUUAUUUGAUCAUGUGAAAGAAUGUCUGUACAGUUUAUACUUAUCUUUACAGUUUAGCUUGUUAGCUAAUAGGCGCAACAUACAUUGAAGGUUUUUUUGUGCUUGUCUUGUUCACUUUUCGCAAACUUAUUUGCCUUUGAAUGAAUUUUCAUGUUUUUAGUCGUGUUUAGCUUUUUCUGUUUUUAUUGUUCUGGGUUAUUAGGAAAGAACGCAGGUUGUCGUAGUCUGCUAUGGGCUCAUUUGACCAUUUACCUUUCACUAGUUAUCGGAAUUCAAACGUGGAGAACUUGCCCCCUCAAGUUUUGAGACUAGUCUACAAAGAGGUUUCUGCCUUGGCAGCAGAUCCUCCUGAAGGGAUCAAAAUCUUCCCUAGUGAGGAGGAUAUCACAGAGCUUCACACUGCUAUUGAGGGCCCAGAAGGAACUCCCUAAGCAGGAGGGGUAUUCCGAAUGCGGUUGGUCCUUGGGAAGGAUUUUCCUGCUGCACCUCCCAGAGGCUAUUUCCUCACUAAAAUUUUCCACCCUAAUGUUGGACACAAGGGUGAGAUCUGUGUCAAUGUACUGAAGAGGGACUGGAAAGCAGAACUGGGCCUGAGACAUGUAUUGUUGACCAUCAAGUGCCUUCUGAUUCAUCCUAAUCCAGAGUCAGCUCUCAAUGAGGAGGCGGGCAGGUUACUUUUGGAGGACUAUAAAGAGUAUGCAUCCCGGGCUCACCUUCUAACAGAAAUACAUGCUAUGGGAGGCACGUCAGGGGCUCCUCAGGAGCCAGCUGAUGGACCCCAACCCAAGAAACAUGCAGGAGAUCCAAACAAACGUGUAGCUGGGGCCGGUUUGGCAAUAAUGGCUGCUGGUGCCAACAACUCGAAUAACAGCAGCACCAGUGGCACAAGUAGUAGCAAUACUAAUAUAGUUGCAAAGAAGAAAACAGAUAAAAAGCGAGCGCUGAGGCGACUAUAAAAGAGUGGAUCUGUGUUUUUGUGUACAUAUUAUUAAUGUAUUAAUUAUUAGUGUGCAGACCACCGUUUCUUCCACCUCAAAUUGUCUUUGCAUUUUAGGAUAGCACAUUCAUUUUAUGAUCCUACAUAAUCGCUCCUUUCAUUUCUUUGUCUCUUUGAACUUACUCUCAGGACUUGAACUGUCCUUGUGACAAUUCUUUCUUUUUUCCACUCAUACACCGGGUUUUAUCUGUGUUUUCAAAUGUUACAGUUGUUCAGAUUAUGAAAACAGCAGUAAGGAUUUUUGAGAAAAAUCUAUUAGAAAAAUCUAUUAUGUAAUGCCCUUCAGUAAGAAUUUUGUCUUGUUUCCUGGUCUACAAGUUCAAGGAAACAUUGAUUGCUAUGGUCCUCCCAUUCUGGCGGCGAGUACUGUUAGCACAGGCUUUCUAUGAACAAGUUACCUUGCACAGCUUUGAUAUAUAUUUUAAUUUCUAGAAAGUCUGUUUUUAGAAUUCUGUCCAAUUUCAGUUAAAGGUAUAGCUCACCUAAAAAUGAAAGUUGCAAUUUAUUUGUUUGACAUUACUCUUGUUCUGAACCUGAAUGUCUGUUUAUUUUCUGUGCGACACAACAGAUAUUAGACAGAAUGUUAGUGACGAUUCGCUUAUAUGGCAUAAAAGUAAAGAGACAACAUCUAUUCAUUUCUCCUGUGUUCUGCAGAACAAGGUAGGUCAUACCGUUUUGAAAUCACAUGAUGGUGAGUAAAUUGACAAAAUGUUACUUUUUAGGUGAGCUGUGCCUUAAAGCUAAAAUGUAAGGGUUGAAUGUUGUUCUUCAGGGUAUUGAUAAGUAAUAUUAAGCAAAGGAUAUGAUUGUUGUCUGUGUGUGUGAUGUAAGAGAUGCAAAAUUAUGGUAAACGGGGGUUGAAAUGUGGUCUGAAUAUAACUUAUGAGAUGUCUGUUUUUUUACAAGUUUCAAGCAUUUCUUUGUGUGUGUGUUUGCUAUUGUUUCCAGAUUUUGUUCAGUUCUUUUUCUUGUAUAGUCAACUUUUCAAAAAGUGUUUAUUUUAAGUGAACAGCUACGUUUUAUCUGACACUUUGGGGUUUGAGUUGAAGUCAUUACAAUAUUGGACCAGUUGGAAGAGAGCAAAGGGCAACUCUUUAAUCAUAAGAUUAACUGCCACUUCUAUCUUAUCAUUCAAGUAUGUCACAUGCUCUUUGUCUAGGUUCUGUUUAAAAGUCUUUGAAACGGAAAAGUAAUUUUGCUGUUUGAAUGCUGAAUAUUUUAUGACCACAGCUGCACUUUUCUCUAGUCCUACUGGUCUCUCAAUCAAAAGGCUCUUAAGAAAAUCUGGGGCCUUUAUUUCCCAAAGAUCCUGUCUAACUAAAUGCUAUGAAUGUUGGGCAGGAUGUGCUUGCAGAAUGAGAUUUGCCCAUCUGUUCAAUCUUGUGGAUGAACAAUAGGGCAUUUUGUGGCCAUAUAAGUUAUUUAAAUUAAUGAAAAUAAAGGAAUUUUAGAGAAAUAUGACCUUUUAAUGUGUUGAAAGUUUUGUGUGAAUGCAAACAUUUUAAACAGUUUUAUUGUUUACUUGUUGAUAUCUAUAGUCA
Molecule: messenger RNA, 2568 nt
Organism: Triplophysa rosa
Lineage: Eukaryota; Metazoa; Chordata; Actinopteri; Cypriniformes; Nemacheilidae
Gene: ube2s
Product: ubiquitin-conjugating enzyme E2S
Exons: 4
Source: RefSeq, a predicted model, not a curated record